Varroa destructor (honeybee mite) is the source of this 4042-nucleotide messenger RNA. RefSeq names its product branched-chain-amino-acid aminotransferase, cytosolic-like. The record is from RefSeq and is a predicted model, not a curated record. Gene Ontology annotation, cellular component: mitochondrion. Lineage: Eukaryota; Metazoa; Arthropoda; Arachnida; Mesostigmata; Varroidae. Gene Ontology annotation, molecular function: branched-chain-amino-acid:2-oxoglutarate transaminase activity. Gene Ontology annotation, biological process: L-leucine biosynthetic process; L-valine biosynthetic process.
UAAGACCGAAUACGAGAAAAUCCGCCAGCUGCGUCGACCUUGCGUCGUUCAUCUACGUUGUCUUUCUCGAAACGUUCUCUUGUACGUUUCCCGUUGUUGCAUUUGCCCGCCAAAGUGCAUACUCUCGUAGGGGCAUUUCUCGAUCUCCGGUCAGUUCCGGCCUCUGCAGGCGUACGAGACUGCUAGCGCCCCGGCUCACCACAGAACUUAUAUGAGGCAACCAAAUAUUGUGUUCUUCGACGUUGUUCUGCCCUGGCGCCUAUUGCUGUUUUUCGUAUUGCUAUUACUAUAGCCGUCAUUAUCGUGGGUGAUCACUGCGGCUAUUGGGUACUGUUCAGUCAUACGGUGGUAGCACCAAUCAAUACGUCCACGUGGCGAACUUUGUCCCUUGUUGCCUGCCUGUGUCCACGGAAGGGCUGUUCAGCUGCACGCUUUCUCCCUCCAUGGUAUCGACUUUAGGUCUCCUCUCCUACGUAUGCCGGACCGGGUCGCGCCCUCUCCACGAGGCGGCAGGCGAAAAACGCCCAGUCCUGACGAUGGAGCGGCAGAGUGAUUUUAAGGGCGAUCAGUCGCACAUAGUCAAGGCACAACAACAGCAGAAGCAGCAGCAGCAAGGCUACUGAACGGGACCGGACCUGACACCCCGCUGAAAAGCAGAAUAGAACGGUCUGAGAACUCGACGACGAAACGUACAAGCUUAACAGGGAGUGAGCAAACGGAACAGACGACCACAAUAGAGCUUGUGCCGAACUUGCGCGCCAAUUAACUGUUGAGCAACGAUCACUGAAGUAAAACCCACCUUAGUGUGAAUAGAGAAUCUUGACCCAAGUUUCGAGGUGCUGGUGAACAUUUAGGCGAUCUUUAGGCUUGCCUUGUCCUUCUCACUACUGCUGGACAACGACGUUUGAUACGGUUCAAAGAUCGCAACAGUGAAGGGAGAAACACAGCUGAUACGUUAACUUCAGAAACUUUUGCGACACAGGCCUUCAGAGGAAUGCUUUCCCGAGGAACCUGCCGAUUGUUGCGAAAGCUAGUAAAGGUUAAUAAUGUGAGGUGUUUGUCGUGGACUCCUCACGGAGAAGUUAAACGAGAAAUUGCUCGACCAUCUCAUACAUUUGUGUACGAUAACCUUGAUAUUGAGCUGCAACCAACGCAUCUUCGUCAGAGGAAGCCCGAAACGGCUGGACUGCAAUUCGGCAAACAUUUUGCCGAUCACAUGUUUGAAAGCUACUGGAGAAGAGACUCGGGCUGGAGUCAACCCAAAAUCUGUCCAGUACAUGCCCUACAGAUGCACCCCGCAGCAAAGGUACUUCACUAUGCUCAAGAGCUAUUCGAAGGCAUGAAGGCUUACCGUGGUCACGAUGGAAAAAUUCGACUUUUCCGUCCAGAGUUGAACGUUCAGCGGUUACUAGCCUCUGCGAAAAGACUUGGCCUUCCCGCAUUCGACCCACAGGAGUUCCUCCGCUGUCUUGUGCGGUUAGUUGACGUCGAUCGUGACUGGGUUCCGACGAGCCCAUUGAGUGCGCUUUAUAUCCGUCCGACGUUCUUUGGCGUCGAACCCACGUUGGGUGUGCAUCGUUCCUCUGAGGCUUUUCUAUACGUGAUUACAGGGCCGGUUGGUGGUUAUUACAAUACGCGAAGCAGGGGCGUCAGCCUUUUGGCUGAUCCACAAUACGUACGCGCCUGGCCUGGCGGUACCGGAGACAAGAAACUUGGUUGCAACUACGCUCCCACGUUGGCUGUUCAGAGAGAGGCUGAAAGACUCGGACUUGAGCAGGUACUCUGGUUGUUCGGUCCCGAACAGCAGAUCACCGAAGUGGGAGCCAUGAACGUAUUUGUGUUCCUCCGUAACAGAGACGGCGAACCUGAGCUUAUAACUCCUCCACUGUCGGGAAUUAUCCUGCCUGGUAUCACACGUCGUUCAGUACUUGAUCUCGUUCGGCAGUGGAACGAAUUCAAGGUAACCGAGCGCACAAUCACCAUUUUCGAGCUGCGCGAGGCUCUUAAUGAGGGUCGAGUUUUGGAAAUGUUUGGUUCUGGUACUGCCGUCUUGAUUUCACCGGUUGAGCGAAUCGUCCAUCGACAGAACAACCGCUGCGAGGAUCUGUAUAUUCCGACAAUGCAAAAUGAGUGGCAGCUACAUGCCAGAAUUACGCGCAAGCUUCAGGACAUUCAGCGUGGCGUUAUUGAUCACCCCUGGGCCCUCGAGAUCGACUAACCCCCUGAAUUCCAUCUGGGGGUGUCUGGGGGCGCUGCGAUCAGUUUUCCUUUACCAGAUUGUGAACAUGAUUAUUAUUUUCCCUAUUGGCCUACAGAAUAAUGUAAUCAAUUUGGAUUCUCGCACGUUUCAGAUUGUCCUAGAUGGCCUCCUCUUCUAACGUAACGAUAUCGAUGACAUGACUCACUGUUUCAUCUAACCGAGCCUGUUCAGAUGAAAGAUAAUCAUACUCAAAUUCGACUACUUAGUAUUUCCAGUGCACGAACGCGGGCAUUUGUAUGUAUUCAAAAUCGGUUACUCGUACUGGUCGUUUCGCGCUUCUAGCGUGCCAGAGGGAUGGUUGUCUUUACAAACAGAUCGUUUAGAAGCUUUUAGAAAUGCAAAACUCAUUAUUGGAAUAAUCGGCGGUUGUACAUAUCGAUAUGUAAAUAAUCUAAAACGGCAAACUGAAGCUGCUGAUUCCAUUGGGACAUCCAAUGCACCUCGGUCCCAGUCAUGGUGUGACUAUAGUGAGCUGAGAAGAUGAGGAAAUUGAUGCUAUGCUUUCUAACGCAAAAAAAAGCAAACCUCAAUCAAUCAAACUCAAAAGAUGACACUUUGUCGAAUAACUAGGACACAACAACACGCUUUAUAUAUAUAUAUAUAUAUAUAUAUAUAUAUAUAUAUAUAUAUUGUGAUUAAGCGGCUGGUUUGACAUCAUCUCGGAACAGAUGACGUAUCUAAUAUUUGUGUGAGAUAUAAUUAAAUAUAAAUAUAUUUAAUUCGAUUAAGCGCAGGUGCGGGGAUAACAAAUGUUAAACAAAUGGAAGAUCUUAGUUUUUGUUUACUAUUGUUUUGCCUAAGAUUCAUUAAUAUGAUGAUGCAAGAAAACUACGAAAAGCUACUUGAUGCGCAGAGUUAAUAUCGCGGGGCGAACGCAGUUCAAGCGGGUAAAAUGGCCUGCUUUAUAUAUGUAUAUGCGUAAAGCAUAUAUAUAUAUGGCAGAUGUAUCAAAACAUAAAGCGGCCCUACGGCGGUGUAUUUAUUUUGUCGCAGGUGUAAUUUAUCUGUUAUACCUGGAGAAAUCGUCAAUAAAGUGAUUUUCGAUACAAAUUAAAAACGCUCGUGUUUUUACACGAUAAGAAUAAAUCGCAGUUGGAUAUUGUUGUCUACGGAAUAGUUAAGACAUAUAAAAUGCGGAUUUUACUUCUCUGAUAGAAGGGUCCUCCCGAAGACGAUGUGAGUUACCGCAAGCUAAGAUUCGUCGUUAGGUUCGUUAAGCAGAUUUCUUAUUAUAAUUUAUCAUUAAACACAUGUUCAGUUGAUUCUAGAAAAUUUAGGUCAAAAUAUGAGAAAAUCCGGGUCUAUAAUAUAUGUAUAUAUAUAUAUAUAUAUAUAUAUAUAUAUAUAUAUAUACACACACAUCUAAUCUGUUUUUAUAUGGCAAUGAAUUUUAGCCCCUAAAGACCACUUUAUUGAACAGGCUUUUAGCUUAAAAAGUUGUAUAUGGGCUACCUUAUUUCUUAGUGCAUUAUCGUUAUAAUUUUAAAUUCUUUUUCAGAUACUUUAUCUUUAGCAAGGUAUUUUUUUAAGAUUAUAUAGAAACAAAACAACCGUGUAACCCUGUAUAACCUGUAGAAUAUAGGGCAUUAAAAUAAUUUGAUUUUGCUCGUUUAAGGAACCGUUUGAUAUUAUAAGUUAAAGUAGCUUAGUGCAUAGCCUACUUUUAUAACUGUUCUAAGGCUCAGCUGUAUGAUGAUAAGAUAUAUAUAUUAUCUGCUAAAAUAUCCUACUGAAAUUGACGGCAAAGCGGAGAGGACGUGUCGACAAAACAGAUAAAACAGA